UGCCGGCUCCGUCCCGCCCCUUCGCGCCGGCGCAGCGCUGCGGCCGGGAGCGGCGUGGCCUCGACGGGGCGGACCCGGGUCGUCCCCGCGGGCGGAGAGGAGCGGCAGCAUGGGGGUGGCGGGGCCGUGGGUGCUGCGGGUCGGGCUGGGGCUGGGAGCGCUGGCCUUGCUUCUGCAGGGACUGAGGGGCUGGCUGGCCUGCAAGCGGUACGAGUUCCAGCCCGCCGAGAUCGCCGAGCUCGCCCGGCACCACGCGGGGCUGGAUCACGAGCUGGCUUUCUCCAAGAUCAUCGUGGAGCUGCGGAAGAAGCACCCGGGGCACAUCCUGCCUGAUGAGGACCUGCAGUGGGUGUUUGUGAACGCGGGCGGCUGGAUGGGCUCCAUGUGCCUGCUGCAUGCCUCCCUCACUGAGUACGUGCUGCUCUUUGGGACAGCCAUCGACACCGGGGGGCACUCAGGUCGCUACUUUGCAGAAAUCUACGACACCAUCAUCUCAGGCACUUUCCGACAGUGGAAAGAGGGCACCACCAGAAGUGAGGUCUAUUAUCCUGGGGACACCAUCGUGCACCAGGCGGGAGAGGCCACGUCAGUGCAGUGGAGUGCGGGUACCUGGAUGGUGGAGUACGGCCGAGGCUUUGUCCCCUCCACACUUGCCUUCGCACUGGCAGACACCAUCUUCAGCACUCAGGACUUCACCACCCUCUUCUACACCCUGCGCGCCUACACCAAGGGCCUCCUCCUGGAAGCCAAUGCCUUCUUCGGCACUUUGGGCUGCUGAGCCCGGCUGGACAGUGUUCCCCAACAGCCUUCCUCCCCCUUCCUUCUCCUCCCUCUCUUCUCUGGGCUGCAGAUCCCAAAACCUGGGGGUGAGGAUGCUGGUGCAUCCAGCACCAAGCAGCCCCUGGGAGGUUUCCUGUGUGCCAUCCAGGCUAGCAGGCAGCCGCAGCUAUGGUCAGCACGGAGCACAGUGUCCAGCUGGCAGCUCCCACCAUGGCUCCCAGGUGCUGGCAGCACACAAUGUCCCCAAGCACCGCGGGAGGAUGCCCAGGCAGUAUGGGGAUGAUCAGCCUCUGUGCUGAAGGUCUGUCCUGGCAUCUAUCCCUGCUGUGUCACCUGCCCCUUGGGUGGAAGAGAUCCCUUCCUUGUGCCUCCCAGGGGGGGACAGCCACCAUCUGUCGCCUUAACCAAGCAUGGCCUCCAGGCUGUGCACAUACUUUGUGUCUGUGGGUGCCCAAAACUCUGAAUCAGCUCAGGAUGGGACUUUGCCCCUCAAAACACUAACCCUGGCUGAGAGCCAGCAGGGUCCCUGGCCAAGUGGGGGGGUGCACUCUGCUCACAGCCCCAUGCCCAUGUGAGCUCAGCGGAGGGCUUCCAGCUCUGUUCUGUUCCCAGCAUAAUCUGUGUCCCCAGGCCACCAGCCCACAGUACAUCUCUCCUUACCCCUCCAACUGGCAGCCCUGUGCACGGGCUACAUUGUCUUUUGUCACCCCAAAAGAGAUGGCAGUAAUAAACAUCGUCAUCCCACCUG
Messenger RNA from Coturnix japonica (Japanese quail), 1528 nucleotides. It is a transcript of the gene SIGMAR1, whose product is annotated as sigma non-opioid intracellular receptor 1. Gene Ontology annotation, cellular component: endoplasmic reticulum. The record is from RefSeq and is a predicted model, not a curated record. Lineage: Eukaryota; Metazoa; Chordata; Aves; Galliformes; Phasianidae.